UGCCGGCCUGACUGGAAGUCUUCUGCUACGUCCUCAAACCAAAACCGUGUCAGUCAAAGUUAAAGUUGCGGCGUGGACGGUUUCUGCGACGACACCGACGACUUUGGCUGACUUUUCUUAUUUUCCUCUUUCCGAGGAGGGAAUUCUUCGACAGACCUGAUGUCUCCGGGCGGCUGCACGUGAUCCGGUAUGGAAACAUUGUCUUGCACUUCUGCAGAGCUGCACAGGACCCCGCUGCGGCUCUGACUGACACCGACUACCACCGCUGCUGCCCCGGGUAGUAUCUCUAGCAUGCCACGCAGGCAGCUAACUUCUCUAAAAGCUAGAAAAGUUUGCCUGCAGCUGAAAAGUAUGACUCUUUGAGGUGUUUUUUUAAUGGGUUUGUUGUUGUAAAAGCGUAAGAAUGAUGAAGGUGAGAAGAUACUUGAGGGGCAGUGGGAGGGUCCUGGCGUUUGUAUUCGUCGCCUCCGUCAUCUGGCUGCUGUUUGACAUGGCCGCACUCCGGUUGUCAAUAAACGACGUGAACAGCCAGCUGCUGAAGGAGAGAGUCAUAAGAGAAAGAGAGGUGCUCAAACAGCAGUCCAAAGUGACGCAGCUCAUGAAGAGGGGCUUCAAACACCCGGUGCAGAGGGUGGACUGGACGGUCGCACAGGCUGGGAAAGGAGCCCUCAACUCCAGCACCAAACUGGCCGAAGUGUACAGACACAAAUUCAGAAACUCUGCUAAAGAACAAAGAGUGGUUCCUAAACCUACUCAUGCCCUAAAUCAGAAUGUCACGCCAAAGCAGGCCGCUCCUGCCAAGAAAAAAGCAGUAAACCUGGAUCUGAAUGUAACCCAAGUGCCACCAGGUGUUCAGGAAAACAAAGCAACCUCAAAGAUUGGACUUCAUAAAACUUCUCUGGACAAAAAGGAUUUAACGAUAAAAGACAAAGGUGAACCUGCAAAGAAUGGAACAAAAGUGAGCCAGCUUCAAGCCGAGGAAGAGUCACGCCCUGUUAAAACAACGCCUCGCCAACCUCCCAACAAGGAUGUGAACAUAAAGAAGGAAGAAAUAGAUAAGGGGCAGGUCAGGACGACUGACAAGAGUAAUCUGAAUGCGCAGAGGGAUUCCCUGAAGCCUACAAUCAGUACCAAAGCAGGGAAUAACUCCUCUGCUGUCAGGAAACCAGGUGUCCACAAAGUGCUUUCUCUGGAUGUGACUCAGGCUCCUAGAGAUGCUCAUGCUGUGGGCCAGUUUGGUCAGGCAGCGCUGGUUAAUAGCAACGAAGACGCAGAGGUGAGGAGGAGAUGGGACGAAGGCCAUUUUAACGUCUACCUCAGCGACCAGAUCCCAGUGGACCGAGCCAUCCCAGACACCAGGCCAGAGAUGUGUGCGCAGAAUAUGGUCCACGAUGACUUGCCUUCCACCAGCGUGAUUUUCUGUUUUGUGGAUGAGGUGUGGUCGACGCUGCUGCGCUCCGUGCACAGCGUGCUCAACAGGUCUCCCCCACACCUCCUCAAAGAGAUCAUUCUGGUGGAUGACUUCAGCACUAAAGACUAUCUGAAGGAGCAGCUGGAUAAGUACAUGUCCCAGUUUCCAAAAGUGCGAAUCAUUCGUCUCAAGGAGCGUCAGGGUCUGAUCAGGGCAAGGCUGGCUGGAGCUGCUGUUGCCAAAGGCGAGGUUCUCACCUUCCUCGAUUCCCAUGUUGAAUGUAAUGUGGGAUGGCUGGAGCCGCUCUUAGAGAGGGUCUAUCUGGAUCGUAAGAAGGUGCCCUGUCCGGUUAUUGAAGUCAUCAGUGACAAGGACAUGAGUUACAUGCUGGUUGACAACUUCCAAAGAGGUAUUUUCAAAUGGCCUUUGGUGUUUGGCUGGAGUGCAGUGCCAGAAGAGUACAUCAAGAAGAACAACAUGACCAUUGCAGAUCCAAUCAGAUGUCCAGUUAUGGCAGGAGGCCUUUUCUCCAUAGACAAAAAGUACUUCUUUGAGCUUGGGUCCUAUGAUCCUGGUCUGGAUGUGUGGGGUGGAGAGAACAUGGAGAUUUCUUUUAAGAUCUGGAUGUGUGGAGGAGAAAUCGAGAUCAUCCCCUGCUCUCGAGUGGGUCACAUUUUCCGAGGGCAGAAUCCCUACAAGUUCCCCAAAGACAGGCAGAAGACGGUGGAGCGUAACCUGGCCAGGGUGGCCGAAGUGUGGCUGGACGAGUACAAGGACCUUUUCUAUGGCCACGGCUACCACCACCUGCUCAAUAAAAAGGUCACUGACAUUGGCAACCUCACGGAGCAGAUUGCGCUGAGGAAGAGGCUCAAGUGCAAGAGCUUCAAGUGGUACCUGGAUAACGUGUAUCCUGACAUGGAUGCUCCUUUAGUCAAAGCUGAAGGCCUGGUCUUCAAUCGUGGUCUAAGAAAAUGUCUCGCUGUGCAGAAAGGUUCUUUGUCCUUUGAGAGAUGUGAUCUCAGCAAGCAGAGUCAACACUUUAAUUACACCUGGAUGAGGCACGUGAGGCAGCAGGACCUGUGUGUUGCUCCUCAAGGCAAAGGCAGCGGCUUUGCUUUACUAUCAUGUGACAACACCAAGCCUGAGCUCCACUGGUUCCACAAAUCCUCCACCUCCGCUUUAGCGGAGCACCUCAUAGCAGAGUUUGUUUCCCACCACAUGUGCCUGGAGGCAGAACCUCAGAGUGACACGCUUCGUCUCAACCCAUGUGAACCCAGCAACACCUUCCAAAAGUGGCAGUUCACACACUACAACGUUUAGCGAGGAGACUAAAUUGAGUUUUAUGUGUUAAUCAUGCACUAUAGAAACCUCCAGUGGCCUCACACUACACUGUGGUCUGCGGUCCUGCCCCAAAACACGCCAGUCCAGAGGAAAAAGGAAGGCUUUGGUGGCAGUAGCGUCAUAUAAAGUAAAUUGUGUGGAACUGUGUGCCAGAGGAAUAUUUAUCUAUUCAGGAGGACUUUCUAUUUGUUGAAAAUAUCGUCUACGCUGGCAUUUGUGGAAAAGUGCCUGAGAUGACUGUUUAAGAACUGGGAUUCAAAUGGAUGUCUAUGGAAGAACACUCCGUCUGAUUAGUUUAGUAUAACAUAUGAUGCAAAGAUUAAAGGUUUAACAGUAUGGGACUUACUGGGAGUGAAUGAGUUAAACUGCAUGUAUUGUCAUUUUGUUUAAAACAUAUCGCAUAUUUUCGGUGAGACGCUACUUUUUCAAGUUGUAUUUUUAUUUGACGUGUCACUUGGGUAAAACGGCUGCUUCUGUGGUUUUAAAUGCUGCAUUCUUUCGGUUGAGGUUUUGUUGUGAAAGUGAUCCCUUUGGUAUGAUUUUUCUUUUUGUCACUAGAGGGAAGUGUUGUUUCAAAACACUCAAUAAACCUGUGCUGUGA
Acanthochromis polyacanthus (spiny chromis) is the source of this 3353-nucleotide messenger RNA. RefSeq names its product polypeptide N-acetylgalactosaminyltransferase 5. The record is from RefSeq and is a predicted model, not a curated record. The coding region runs from base 404 to 2731 and encodes 775 amino acids. Lineage: Eukaryota; Metazoa; Chordata; Actinopteri; Pomacentridae. The transcript is spliced from 10 exons. Gene Ontology annotation, cellular component: Golgi apparatus.